AUGGAGGCUGAGCGGCAGCCGCGCCGCUGUGCUGCAGUCGGAGGCACACAGUUUGAGACAAGAGUCGGAGCCCAGUCUCGUGUAGUGCGGGGUGCCUGGAGUGUGGAGCGCGCGGUCCCACGGCCCCUGGCCCUGCUGCAGGUCCAGGUACCGCUCCGGCACGUUCCGCCCACGAGCGCCGCUGGAGCCCAGCUGGAGUCUGGAGUCAACAACCUCGGACUGGCUCGGCGCGGCUCGGCGCUGCUCAGCUCCUCCACGCCAUGCCGUGGCUGCGCUCUGCCCGCGGGCCUGCCAGGGCCUUGGCGGGCAAACUGCUCGCCCGGAGGUUCCCGCUGCCAGCACCAGCGGCGCGCUGCGACCGAGCGUCCCCUUGUUCCUCCGUCUCGGCCCGCCCCCCCACCCGCCCUUGUUCCUCCGUCUCGGCCCGCCCCCCCACCCGCCCUUGUUCCUCCGUCUCGGCCCGCCCCCCCACCCGCCCUUGUUCCUCCGUCUCGGCCCGCCCCCCCACCCGCCCUUGUUCCUCCGUCUCGGCCCGCCCCCCCACCCGCCCUUGUUCCUCCGUCUCGGCCCGCCCCCCCACCCGCCCUUGUUCCUCCGUCUCGGCCCGCCCCCCCACCCGCCCUUGUUCCUCCGUCUCGGCCCGCCCCCCCACCCGCCCUUGUUCCUCCGUCUCGGCCCGCCCCCCCACCCGCCCUUGUUCCUCCGUCUCGGCCCGCCCCCCCACCCGCCCUUGUUCCUCCGUCUCGGCCCGCCCCCCCACCCGCCCUUGUUCCUCCGUCUCGGCCCGCCCCCCCACCCGCCCUUGUUCCUCCGUCUCGGCCCGCCCCCCCACCCGCCCUUGUUCCUCCGUCUCGGCCCGCCCCCCCACCCGCCCUUGUGUCUCGCCCCUUCAAGCAAAUGACUAGCUCUCCCUUCGUUUCUUUUCUUAAAAGAAACAUAGAGAAAGAAUGUGAAGUUCAACAUAAAUUUCUCAACCUUUCGAAAUAUCAGUGA
Messenger RNA from Schistocerca gregaria, 993 nucleotides. RefSeq lists its product as uncharacterized. The transcript has 3 exons. NCBI's taxonomy places the organism in Eukaryota, Metazoa, Arthropoda, Insecta, Orthoptera, Acrididae. The coding region runs from base 1 to 993 and encodes 330 amino acids. The record is from RefSeq and is a predicted model, not a curated record.